CCGAGUUAGCCCAGUAUUUCCCAAUUUAGAGUGUUGUCGCCGAAGCUCCCUCGACCAAAGAUGUCGGCUCCUCUUGGGCCCCGGGGCGGCCCUGCUCCCCCUCCGCCGCCUGCGCCCGAGAUGCCCGACCUCAGCCACCUCACGGAGGAAGAGAGGAAGAUCAUCCAAGCCGUCAUGGACCGCCAGAAGAAGGAAGAAGAGAAGGAACAGUCCGUGCUGAAGAAACUACACCAACAGUUUGAAAUGUAUAAGGAACAGGUAAAAAAAAUGGGUGAAGAAUCGCAGCAGCAGCAACAGCAGCAGCAGCAGCAGCAGCAGCAGCAGCAGCAGCAGCAGCAGAAAGGUGAUGCUCCAACCUGUGGCAUCUGUCACAAAACAAAAUUUGCUGAUGGCUGUGGCCAUAACUGUUCAUAUUGCCAAACUAAAUUUUGUGCACGUUGUGGAGGACGAGUAUCUUUACGUUCAAACAAGGUUAUGUGGGUGUGUAAUUCAUGCCGAAAGCAACAAGAAAUCCUCACUAAAUCUGGAGCUUGGUUUUAUAAUGGUGGAACUAGCACCCCACAGAAGUCUGAUCAAGAGAUUUUUAGAGGACUGCAGAAUGAAAAAGCACCUCAGGACAAAAAAGCAAAACUGCAAGAACAGUCAACCUUGGAUCGGAGUAGAUCUCAAGGGCUUUCAAGGCAAGACUCCAUAAAUGGUUCAGGAGGAAAGGUGGUGGAUGGCACAGCAGACAGGUAA
Candoia aspera is the source of this 738-nucleotide messenger RNA. Its product is annotated as regulating synaptic membrane exocytosis protein 2-like. Lineage: Eukaryota; Metazoa; Chordata; Lepidosauria; Squamata; Candoiidae. Gene Ontology annotation, cellular component: presynaptic membrane; cytoskeleton of presynaptic active zone. The record is from RefSeq and is a predicted model, not a curated record. Gene Ontology annotation, molecular function: small GTPase binding; transmembrane transporter binding. The transcript is spliced from 3 exons. Gene Ontology annotation, biological process: positive regulation of synaptic transmission; regulation of membrane potential; regulation of synaptic vesicle exocytosis. The coding region runs from base 61 to 738 and encodes 225 amino acids.